GCGGGGUGGGGCGGGAUGGGAUGUGUGUGUUGGGAGUGAGGGAGGUGGUGAAAACCUAGUGGGCCGAGGUUGUAGCAGCAGCAGCCGCCGCCGCCGCAGCAGCAGCCGCAGCAGCGAGAGCUGAAACAGCUGCCGGCGCCACAGCUGGAGGAGCGUAGUGCCUGGGAUUGGAAGAGGAAGCAUAUGAACCAAUAUAUGAAGAUUGUGACGAAGCAGUUGGGGCAUAAUUUUGAAUAGUGUUCCGGCCACACUUGCUUUGUAGAGUGCUUGAAAUGAACUUCUCUCAUCUCUUGAUAUUGGCUUGGAGCCCCUAGAACUGGACUACGUUGACUUCAAAACAAGAAGAAAUAAUACAGGUCGUCAUUGUCAUCAAAAAUAUAUGAACAGUUAGUUGUGAUGGUGAAAUGAGAUGAGGCUCCGAAAUGGAACUGUGACAACUGUAUUAGUUUUUAUCACUUCGUUCCUCAGUUUGUCUUGGUAUAUUUCAUGGCAAAAUGGAAAAGAAAAAUUGAUUGCAUAUCAGCCAGAAUUUCAUGCCUUGAAGCAGCGUCUCCGUAUAGCUGAACAUAGAAUUUUGCAACGUUCUUCUGAACUAAAUGCAAUCUUAGAACAAUUCAGACGUGUAAUAGCAGAAACAAAUGGAACCAAGGCUGCAUCUAGUAAUUUUUCAGAUAAUACCUUAAAACUAUUAAAAGACUUAAUGAACAGAAAAUCUCUUCAAGUGCCAAAUAUUUAUUACCAUAUGCCUCAUUUAUUGGACAAUGAAGGAAGUCUUCAACCUGCUGUGCAGAUUGGUUUUGGAAGAGCAAGAGUUUCAAUAGUAAUGGGAAUUCCCACAGUGAAGAGAAAAGUAAAGUCUUAUCUUGUAGAAACUCUUCAUUCUCUUAUUGAUAAAUUAUCUCCUGAAGAGAUGUUGGACUGUAUUAUAGUAGUUUACAUAGGAGAGACGGAUCUAGAUUACGUCCACAGCGUUGUAGCCAUUCUGGAGAAAGAAUUUUCUACGGAAAUCAAUUCUGGUUUGAUGGAAAUAAUAUCCCCUCCUGCAACUUAUUAUCCUGACUUCACAAAUUUAAAGAAGACAUUUGGAGACUCAAAAGAAAGAGUAAAGUGGAGGACAAAGCAAAACUUGGAUUAUUGUUUUCUUAUGAUGUAUGCUCAGGAAAAAGGCAUUUAUUACAUUCAGCUUGAAGAUGACAUUGUUGUUAAGCAGAAUUACUUCAGUACAAUAAAGAAUUUUGCACUUCAGGUCUCUUCUGAAGACUGGAUGAUUUUGGAGUUUUCCCAGCUUGGUUUCAUUGGUAAAAUGUUUCAAGCUUCAGAUAUCACUUUGAUUGUAGAGUUCAUAUUUAUGUUUUACAAGGAGAAACCUAUUGAUUGGCUCUUAGACCAUAUACUCUGGGUGAAAGUCUGCAAUCCUGAAAAAGAUGCAAAACAUUGUGAUAGGCAAAAAUCAAAUCUACGAAUUCGAUUCAGGCCUUCCCUUUUCCAGCACGUUGGUUUGCAUUCAUCACUAGAAGGAAAAAUUCAGAAACUCACGGAUAAAGAUUUUCUGAAGCCAUUACUUCACACAAUGCAUGUAAACCCACCUGCAGAAGUAUCUACUUCUCUGAAGGUCUAUCAAGGACAUACACUGGAAAAAACUUACAUGGGAGAGGAUUUCUUCUGGGCUGUUACCCCAAUUGCUGGGGACUACAUAUUAUUUAAAUUUGAUAAGCCAGUUGAUGUGGAAAGCUACUUGUUCCAGAGUGGCAAUCCAGAACAUCCAGGAGAUAUACUGAUAAAUACAACUGUGGAAGUUUUGCCUUUUAAGGGUGAAGAGUUGGAAAUAAGCAAAGAAACAAAAGAUAAUCAAUUAGAAGAUGGUUAUGUCAGAAUAGGAAAAUUUGAAGGUGGUGUGGCAGAAGGGAUGGUGGAUCCCAAUCUAAACCCCAUUUCAGCUUUCCGUCUUUCAGUUACACAGAAUUCUGCUGUUUGGGCUGUUCUUAAUGAGAUUCAUAUUAAAAAGAUUCCAAUCUGACUGAGCUCUCUAGGAAUCAAGAUCAUUUCAGACAAACGAUCUCAAAGGGACUUUUAAGCUCUGAAAUUGAUUCUAUGUAAGAUUGUUCUUUAAGAAAAAAAUUCAAGACAAUGAAGCAUGUUUCUAUUCUCUUUUGUAUUUCACUUGAACACUACCUCUUGUGAAAUCUACUGUAGAUAAGAUUGUAUUAAGCCUUUUUGUCAGAUCAAUUCAGAAAAUUACUCUCCCAUCCAUAAUAUUUACAUGAAGCUUAAGUCUUUUAUUUGAACAUCAUUUGUACAUUUUACAAUCACAUUGUGUUAGUAUUGUCUUGUAUUAUUUUGGAAUUCUCCUAAAUACAUAAGAGGUGUACAUAUUGUUACAUUCCUUCAGUAGAAGAAUGUUAAAUACAUUUUAUGAAGGGGGUACUUUUGAAUUUCAUUUUACUAUUGCAUAACCCCCUUUUAUAGAUUAUCAGGGAUAUAUGUAUAAAUAUAAAUAUAAAUAUACAGAAAACCAUUAAGUUAAUUUAUUGAAAUUAUUUGAGGAGUAAAUAUUUUGGUGCAUAAACUUUGAAUUACUUUUUAAAAACAGGUUACACCUUGUUUUUUUAAGUUUUAUGUAUUUUUCUUUGAAAAUGAAAACAUUUCAAAUGGCAAAUGUCUUUUCAAAUGUACUGCCAGUAUAAUACAAUUCCAGAUGGAUUUCCUUAAUGAAGUACUUUUGUAUCCUAAAGGAUCUGAAAUAGUGUAUUUUCAAAGGCAUUAUCAUUCCUUAAAUCCCCUUGCUUUGAAGAUCAGUUUCUGUGUUGGCUGUCACACUGUACUAUGUACAGGGAUAAGGCCAUAUACAAAGCAGUUUGAUAAAUUUUAGCAUACAAAUGUGAUACAUUAAAAAUAAAACGACAGGCUUAAUGUUUCUCUGUUAUGCACUGACAUAACAAGUUGUAUUUUAUUUUUGUCUCGUCCUUGUAAUCAAUUCAGUAUUCCUUUUGUUAAAUAUUACCUAGAUAUACAUUCAUGUUUUGUAAGGUUGGACAAAUUUUUUUUGUAUUGCAUAUCAUUUUUUCCCCUAGGAAAUGUUACUUACCAAUUUAAAGAUAAAUAAUGUGACAGAUUUUUAGUGAAAGGUACUGUUGUAGCUAUGUUGUAUUUUUCCAUUGAUUUAAUUUGGAAUUUAAAAUUAUAAACCUAGUCCAAUAAUAGCAUUGCAUAAUUGAUUUACAUGUAAUUCCAAAUAUACUGUUUAGUAUAGAUUUUUAUUUUUUAAUUAACUUCAGAAAAUCUCUUUGUAAAGCUUUUGCUUUUAUUAAAGAAGCUAAAAGUCUAAGGAUGAUUUGCAUCUAAAGAUGCAAAUACUUUAAUUCAUUUCAUAUUUCCUUGCUAAAAAUAAUUUUCCUAAUUGAUUUUAUUUUUUAAAGAUACUAAUGUCCAACUUCAGCUUAAAUUUUGUCUUUGAUCAGUUUGACCAAAAUUCCUAAAGUAGAUGAUUUUUUUUUGGGGGGUGGGGGUGGGGGGAGAGGAGUUCAUACAUUUAUGGCAUAUGAGGAAUCUUAUUUGGCUGUUAACAGCAGUUCAUGGAAUCGUUCCAAGAGCUCCUUCAAUAUGGCCUUCACCAGCCAAA
This is a messenger RNA of Antechinus flavipes (yellow-footed antechinus), 3619 nucleotides long. RefSeq names its product alpha-1,3-mannosyl-glycoprotein 4-beta-N-acetylglucosaminyltransferase A (gene MGAT4A). Gene Ontology annotation, molecular function: acetylglucosaminyltransferase activity. Bases 410 to 2017 code for a protein of 535 amino acids. The transcript is spliced from 16 exons. The record is from RefSeq and is a predicted model, not a curated record. Lineage: Eukaryota; Metazoa; Chordata; Mammalia; Dasyuromorphia; Dasyuridae. Gene Ontology annotation, biological process: protein N-linked glycosylation. Gene Ontology annotation, cellular component: endoplasmic reticulum-Golgi intermediate compartment; endoplasmic reticulum; Golgi stack.